This is a messenger RNA of Equus caballus (horse), 4281 nucleotides long. NCBI's taxonomy places the organism in Eukaryota, Metazoa, Chordata, Mammalia, Perissodactyla, Equidae. The record is from RefSeq and is a predicted model, not a curated record.
UUUAACAUAUUUUUUGAAUCAUUCCGAUUUUGAUUAAAUGUGACAAGGCUUUCAGCACUGAACACAGGGGAAACGUUAAAAGACAUGAUUCAAAUGGAAGAAAGCACGUAAAUAAGCGAGUUUUGGAUGCCCAUGACAAACUCCAGAGAUUUUUAGCUCUACCUAAGGAUGACAGCAGCUUUUGUUACCAUGGUGUUGUCUCCUAGCCUUUCAUAAAGAGAAAUGGAAACAAGCAAUGGAAGUUCUGAAACAGACUUCAUUCUUCUGGGGUUUUCUGACAGGCCUCAAUUAGAACGCAUCAUUUCUGUGCUUGUCUUCAUCUUCUAUACUGCCACUCUGGUAGGAAACACAACCAUCAUUCUUGUAUCUUACCUGGAUACCCAGCUCCAUAUUCCCAUGUAUUUCUUAUUAUCCAAUUUGUCUUUUCUGGACAUCUGUUAUACAACUAGCAUUAUCCCCCAAAUGCUGGUCAAUCUAUGGGGUCCAAAAAAGUCUAUUACAUAUGGAGGAUGUGUGCUCCAAUUCUUCUUUGCCCUGGACUUGGGAGCUACAGAAUGUCUUCUCUUGGCUGUGAUGGCCUAUGACCGCUAUGCUGCUGUCUGUCAACCUCUUCACUACACAGUAAUAAUGCACCCUCAGCUUUGCCAGAAGAUGGUCCUGACUGUCUGGUUAGGUGGUCUAGGCAGUGCCUUAAUUCUUUGCCCCUUGACUUUGAAGUUGCCAAAAUGUGGGCACCGGGAAGUGGAUAAUUUUUUCUGUGAGAUGCCAGCAUUGAUCAAGAUGGCUUGUGUCUAUUCAAAAGUAACUGAGAUUGCUGUCUUUGCUCUUGGAGUGAUACUUCUUCUAGUACCUCUAUCACUAAUUCUCAUCUCAUAUGGAGUUAUCACUCAUGCUGUCGUGAGGAUCAAGUCAGCAGCAAGGUGGCAUAAGGUCCUCAACACAUGUGGUUCGCACCUCACAGUGGUAACUCUGUUUUAUGGAACAGUCAUUUAUAUGUACAUGAAGCCACAGAAUCACACAUCCCAAGAUGAAGGGAAGUUCCUUACUCUCUUUUACACAAUCGUCACACCCAGCCUUAACCCUCUGAUCUACACUUUAAGAAACAAAGAUGUCAAGAGUGCAAUAAAGAGAAUACUGUGCGUAGAAAAAUGGUCAGCAAAGUCAUGACUUAGAUGGAAAAAAUCAGGGUGUAGAGAGCUAAAGAAAUAAUAUUGACUUUUACCAACAGAUAAUGAAUCAAUUCAUUUAUUCAAAGAGCAUUUCUGGGGUGUGUACUAAAUAGCAAGAAUUAUACUAGGUAUUCGCGUUAUAAGUAAGUAGGAAGUACAGAGAAAUGAUAAGGAGACAGAUAAACAAGACGUACAGAUACAAAAAGAAAAUGCAAUUCAUGUGCUAAAAAAGUCUCAAGACUAAUCAGGGACUGCAGAUAAAUAAAUAUAUGAUUAUGAAAUGUUGUAAGUACAAUAAUAGAGAUAUGUGCAAAGUAUUAAGGAAAGAUUUCACUCAGGCAUUUAUUCUAAAGUAGGAUUAUAGUGGACACUGAUUUUUUUCUUUCCAUACUUACCACUUUUAUGAGAAACAACACUCCCUUUCAUUCAUCUGAUACUGCCAGAGGAGCCUUUGUGGUGGAGAUUAAUUUCCUACCAAUUCUCAUUCCACCUUCUGCCUCAAGUUAUAGGACCACUGUGCUGCAAAUUACAUUUCCUAGUCUGGUCUCCACCAACACAAUGCCAGGGAAGUAACAUGUGCCACUUCUGGGUAAUUCUGUCAAAUAUGAAGCCACUUGCUCUCACCCCGCCUCCCUCCUUCCUCUUCCCGUUGGCUGGAAUGCGAAUGUGGAGGGUACCUAGCUCUGACAAAAACCCUAAGAGGGAAUGGAACAGUAAGAUGUAAACAGAACACCCCCCCUCCCCAGCUGAGCAAUUCCUCCAGACUAUAGAAGGAGAAAAAUCCUCUAUAUUAUUUCAUAUUAAUUAAGUCUGUAUUUUGAGGUCUCUCUAUUACAGUAGCUUGGCUUUUCUCCUUAUGUGGUCUGAUAAAGGAUUAGGCUUUUUCCUUUAGGGUAGUGUGGUCCCCGGGCCAGCAGCAUCAGCAUCACCUGGCAACUUAUUAGAAAUGCAAAUUCUUGGACCCCACCCCAGACCUACUAAAUCAACAAUCUGAGGAUGGACCCAGCAAUCUGUUGUUUUUAACAAGCACUAUGUGUGAUCAGGCUAAAGAUUGAGAACCACUGUUGUAGAGAAUAGGGAGACAUUGAAUGUCUCUAAACAGAAAAUUAACAUGGUUUUAUAAAUAUUAUUAAUUUCCUUCCUGAUAGAUAUGCAAAAGAAGAUCAAUACUGAUAUUUCAAAGCUUUUAGAUAAGUAGUUUCCAAAUGUCCCAAAUGUCAUACUCCAGAUCAAGGCCAGUCAAUGAGAGACUUGUUUGUCACCAAUGUGGAAAAAUGAGGAAAAUGAGAAGUUUCACCUAAGGUUAAAUGAAGUCAAUAUAGAAGUUUAUUGUUUAUCUAAUACUAUCUUCUUGCACAUUGGUUUUAUAAUUUUCUUUCUGUUAUUGAAUUAUGGUGGUGGUAGAUGGUAAUUUUUUGGAAAGGGGCUUGAUACUCUUACUUGGCAAAACAAAAAUUUAGCAAUCUCAUGUUUGCUUCCCGCUUUUUUACUUUAUUUUACUGGUAAGUACAUUCAAAAUCUGGGGAUCUGUAUGCUGGAGAAUAAACUACUCCAUUUUUCUACAAGUCGACCAUUUCGGAGAUUGGAAAUUUUCUCUGUAAGUGAGAUUCCUGACAUUGUACAAUGCCCUUUCUAUGUCAUUUCAAAGGCAGAAUAAGCCACCAUUUACCUGAAGUAUUUGAACGGUGGGAUGUGGGCAGUAAGGGUACAUUGUCUCUCUCCCUGAUCCUUAAACCCUGUGGUUUCCAUUCCUCAGUAAAAACAUCAUAACUUUAUUUUAAGGUUUUGGUUACUAUUUGCAGGUAACUUAAAAAUUGUCAAUUGUUUAAGCUUUGGUAUAAAUGAAUAUGAGAGAGGAUGAUGAUAUCAAAAGAUAGAGAGAGCAUAAAGACAAUAUAAACUUUAGGUACUGUAAAGACUGUGAAAAAAGAAUAGUAUAGAGUGGUGUAAUUGUAGCCAUUGGAAAUGAGUAUCAACUUUUCUUUGUGAGAAAGGUUAAUCCCAAAUCUUGAUAAACAUUUGCUUUAUCAUUUAAAAACCUCUUACUCAAUCUUCUACAUUCAGUUGAAAUCUUACUUCAUCUGAAAAGUCCUUACAGAUCUCAUCAAUCCGUCCUUUGAAUUCCCUCAAAAUUCUGACCAUAUAUCUAUUAUGGCAUUAUCUCAUUUUAUUUGUUUGUAUGUAUGUUUUUCCAGAAAAGGCAUUAGUGAGCUGUUCAACAACAUAGACCUUCUUCUUAUGUGUGAUUUUGCUGUGUCUAAAUUGGUUUCUGACAUGAAUUGCAUAAUUAAUAAAUGUCUAUACAAUGAUUAAAUGAAUGAAUGGUUUUUUAAUCAAUCUACAUGAAAAUGUUAUUAAUUCUGUAGAAUAUGGCAAAUGUUCGUUGGGUACUGAAUACUGGGGCAACAUUUACUGGCUUUUGUUAACACUUAAGACAUAUGAAACACCAGAGUUUUUCUUUCACAUACAUAAUACUAUAUAAUCUUCACAACAUCCCUUGGAGGUACAUAAAAGUAUGCAUUUAGAAACUAGAAAAAAAAGAGGAACAAAAUAAAAAGUUGCUCAUUAUUUCAUAACCCAGAAAUAAUGAUUACUAAUUUUUAAAUUAAUUUCCUUGUAAUUUAUUCCCAUCCAUGUUAAAGUUUGGGUCACGUUCAGUAUUCUGAUUUAUCCAGUAUUCUCCCAAUAUAUGCAUUCACAUCAGAAAUAUCACCACCAAGGGGAAAAACUUGACUCCUGGGGGAGCGGCAAAAAUCUUAGCUAUCACAAUGAUUGAUGGCCCUCCAAAGACUGUCAGAAGUGAUUGAGAGAGAUGGAGUUAGCCCUUUCUGAAUCUUUUAACAAAAAAAAAAAAUCUAAGAUCACCUCAAACCUCACUCUUAACUCUUAAAAAGUCACAUAAUCACAUCAACAGCUACCUGAGCCCCUAGCUUUAUAACUCAUCUGUAUCUUUGUUUCCAAAAAGCUUUCUAACAGGCCUAUGACUAUAACUUCUCUCCUACACAGUUCAAAUUUCAGUCCCAUAUCCCUGAACAUAAAAGCAAAAGUUCUCAAUAAAAUAUUAGCAAAACAAAUUCAACAAUCCUUUCAAAGAAUCAUACACUAUGAUCAA